UUUUCCAUUUAACACCAUAAUCAACUUUUGUUUUUCUCUCAAUCCCUAAACCCUAAAACCCCUUCUUCUUUUUCACUUCCUAAAUUCGUUAAAAUAAUUUAUUGUUGCAGGCUUCGUAUAGCUCCUCAAAGUUUCUAGAACUUUCUCUCCAUCGCCUAACAUAAAGAGAAGGAGAGAAAGAGAGGGAAAAGAUGGUUUGGUUUCAGUGUGAAGACUGUGGAGAUAACCUUAAGAAACCUAAAUUGCCCGGCCAUUUCCGAAUUUGUUCUGCUUAUAAGCUAUCUUGCAUUGACUGUGGAGAGAUUUUUAGUCGCCAAACAGUGGAAAGUCACACCCAAUGCAUUACUGAAGCGGAGAAAUACGGGCCGAAGGGCCAAGGAAAAGCUUCAAAUGGAACUCCUGCCAAAGCCAGCAAUGAUUCAAAGCAGAAGCCUGAUGUAGAUAUCAAUGUUGGAUUGUCAGACCGUCCGCCUUGGUUUUGUAGUUUGUGUAAUACCAAUGCAACUAGUAAGCAGACACUACUUCUCCAUGCUGAUGGUAAGAAGCACAGAGCAAAGGCACGAGCUUUCCAUGCUAAGCAGCAGCCUAAGCAGACUGAACCAACUGACAAUGGUGUGGAGGCCUCGAAUGACAACGAUCAUAAGAAUGAGAUUCCUGAGAACAAAACUGGUGAGGUAUUGAAGGAGAAAAACUUGAAAGAAGCAGAAAAUGGUAAUACUCACUCAAAGAAGAAAAGAAAAGACAGGGAAUCUGAAAAUGGUGACGCCAAGCCAUCUGGUGAAUUAGAUAAUGGUGAAGUAAUCCAGGUUGAAAAGGAACAGGAAACUAAGCGUAAGAAGAAAGCCAAAAAAGAAACAGUGAAAGAAGAUGAAGCUGUCGUGGAUGGUUCUAAUGGAAACGACAGCAAGAAGAAGAUAAAGUGGAAGAAACUGAUCACAUCAGCUUUGAAAUCUAAUUCUGAUGGUGUUCUGAAGUUGAAGAAACUUAAGAAGGUUGUUCUGAAGUCUAUGAAUGAGUCUGGCAUGGUAAAAGACGAAAGCCAAGUCAGCGACACAAUUGAGCAUAAGAUAAAUUCAAGUUCUAAGUUCGUUGUUGAUGGCAAAUAUGUGCGACUGGCAGCGAAAAGUUCCUGAGAAUUUCAUUUUGGAAGCAUUAUUAUUUUUACAAUGAUUGUUUAGGCAAUUUAUUGGCGGAAAAAAAAACAUUCUAGAGCCAAAGCUAUAAAACAAGCUUCACCUGUGAUCCAUACCAUCGACCUCACGACCUCAAUUUGAAGGGAAUCUAUUCCCAAGUUUUGUCCAUGCUAUUGAAGUUUUAUAGAUUGAAUAGAUACUUUAUAUCUUGUAAGAAAACUGUUGAGGAUUUUUAUGCGAGAGGGACUUUUUUUUUUAAA
This is a messenger RNA of Nicotiana attenuata, 1393 nucleotides long. RefSeq names its product UBP1-associated proteins 1C. The record is from RefSeq and is a predicted model, not a curated record. The transcript is spliced from 6 exons. Gene Ontology annotation, biological process: rRNA processing; negative regulation of transcription by RNA polymerase II. Bases 192 to 1133 code for a protein of 313 amino acids. NCBI's taxonomy places the organism in Eukaryota, Viridiplantae, Streptophyta, Magnoliopsida, Solanales, Solanaceae. Gene Ontology annotation, molecular function: DNA binding; zinc ion binding. Gene Ontology annotation, cellular component: nucleolus.